AUGGCUGACAGCUCCUCGGAUCCACACCGGCAGAGUCUGUAUUUAAAAAACAGCCAAAAAGAGAUUCAGUGCUGGGGGAUUUGGACACUGAGCCGCACUCAGGAUAACUGUUCAGACCCACAGCGUACAGAUCGUGUUACCGAGGGGAUCGCCGAGGAAGGCUUGGACCAAGUGAAGUGGUUUUUAAAAGGUUGUGUCAGGGAAGGAUUGUGUCCCAGAGUGAUGGGGCUGCGAGGGAAGGUGCAGGGUGCUGCGGAACAAGAGAGCAGCUGGUCUUUGAUAGUGCAGGGACUGAGAGAACCACCUGCUUCAAAUGAGUUGUGGUCAGAACCUGAGCUGGUGGUAAGGAGGCAGGAAGCUUUGGCAGCAGCUCGUCUCAGGAUGCAAGAGGAGUUGAAUGCACAAGCAGAAAGAUACAAGGAAAAACAAAGACGGCUUGAAGAAGAGAAACGAAGGCAGAAGAUAGCAAUGUGGGAAAGUAUGCAAGAAGGAAAAAGCUAUAAAGGAAACCUGAAACUGAAUCAGCAAGAAGUAGAAUCUGGUGCCUCCACCUCAUCAGCAGUCCCGAAAUCUAAACAAAACAAAAAGCCCUUGCGAGGAGGUGGCUAUAAUCCCCUGUCUGGAGAAGGAGGCGGAACCUGUUCCUGGAGACCAGGCCGGAGAGGCCCGUCAGCAGGUGGAUGA
This is a messenger RNA of Pterocles gutturalis (yellow-throated sandgrouse), 684 nucleotides long. It is a transcript of the gene SELENOS, whose product is annotated as VCP-interacting membrane protein. Gene Ontology annotation, cellular component: Derlin-1 retrotranslocation complex; endoplasmic reticulum membrane; Derlin-1-VIMP complex. The record is from RefSeq and is a predicted model, not a curated record. The transcript has 5 exons. Gene Ontology annotation, biological process: endoplasmic reticulum unfolded protein response; retrograde protein transport, ER to cytosol. NCBI's taxonomy places the organism in Eukaryota, Metazoa, Chordata, Aves, Pterocliformes, Pteroclidae. The coding region runs from base 1 to 684 and encodes 227 amino acids.